AAAAAUAUUUUACACCCUUAGAUCUUUUGAUCUCCUAAUUAUAUAAAAUAUUUUCUUCUACCGUUUGUCUAUAUAACCAUAUGUGUUGUCUAGUGCAUGUAUUCAGCCACGAAUAAGAGAAUAGUCUACUAAAUCAAUGGCAACUUUACGUAUAAGUUCAGCUCUUAUUUACCAAAAUACCCUCACCCACCAUUUUCGUCUUCGACGUCCUCACCGUUUCGUAUGCAAGUCCAUGACCAAAACGACGCCGGAUACUACUCUUGUUGAACUCAGUCGACGCUCCGGAAACUAUCAACCUUCACCGUGGAACCAUUGUUAUCUCCUCUCCAUCGAGAAUAAAUAUGCGAGUGAAACAGAAGUAAUAACUAGAGAUGUGUUGAAGAAAAAAGUGAAGAGCAUGCUUGAUGAUGAGAAGAAGAGCCGUCUCGAGCAAUUAGAGCUCAUCGAUGAUCUGCAAAAACUUGGGGUUUCGUAUCAUUUUGAGAUAGAAAUAAAUGAUACUUUGACAGAUCUUCAUCUUAAAAUGGGAAGAAAUUGCUGGAAAUGUGACAAGGAAGAAGAUUUACAUGCAACCUCACUCGAAUUCCGACUUCUUAGACAACAUGGUUUUGAUGUCUCAGAAAAUAUAUUUGAUGUGAUCAUCGACCAAAUAGAAAGUAAUACGUUCAAGACCAACAAUAUAAACGGUAUCAUUUCUUUGUACGAAGCGUCGUAUCUUUCCACGAAAUCGGAUACUAAAUUGCAUAAAGUCAUCAGACCUUUUGCAACAGAACAAAUAAGAAAAUUUGUUGAUGAUGAAGAUACUAAAAACAUUGAGGUACGAGAGAAGGCGUAUCAUGCCUUAGAAAUGCCGUACCAUUGGAGAAUGAGAAGGCUAGACACGAGAUGGUACAUAGAUGCAUAUGAGAAGAAACAUGACAUGAAUCUUGUCUUGAUCGAGUUUGCAAAAAUUGAUUUCAAUAUCGUACAAGCUGCUCAUCAAGAAGAUCUCAAAUACGUUUCAAGAUGGUGGAAGGAUACAUGUUUGACUAACCAACUUCCCUUUGUAAGAGAUAGAAUAGUCGAGAACUAUUUUUGGACCGUUGGAUUAAUAUACGAACCACAAUUUGGAUAUAUCCGACGGAUCAUGACUAUAGUUAAUGCCCUUGUUACAACCAUUGACGACAUCUACGAUAUCUAUGGCACUCUUGAAGAACUAGAACUAUUCACUUCCAUGGUUGAAAAUUGGGAUGUAAAUCGUCUUGGUGAGCUUCCCGAGUAUAUGAGGUUGUGUUUUCUUAUUUUAUACAAUGAAAUCAAUGGCAUUGGAUGUGAUAUACUCAAAUAUAAAAAGAUUGACGUCAUUCCUUACCUCAAGAAAUCGUGGGCAGAUUUAUGUAGAACAUAUCUAGUGGAAGCAAAGUGGUACAAAAGAGGAUACAAACCAAGCUUGGAAGAAUAUAUGCAAAAUGCUUGGAUUUCAAUUUCUGCCCCAACAAUAUUGAUCCACUUUUACUGCGUUUUCUCUGACCAAAUCUCAGUUCAAAACUUAGAGACUUUGUCUCAACACCGACAACACAUCGUCCGAUGCUCAGCCACCGUUCUUCGUUUAGCUAACGACCUUGGAACUUCGCCAACUGAAUUGGCGAGAGGAGACGUUCUCAAAUCGGUCCAAUGUUACAUGCAUGAGACCGGAGCUUCAGAGGAAAGGGCACGUGAUCACGUGCAUCAGAUGAUUAGCGACAUGUGGGACGACAUGAACUCCGAAACAAAAACGGCAUGCAAUUCUUCGUCACGUUCUAGAGGUUUUAAGGAAGCUGCAAUGAAUCUGGCACGCAUGUCGCAAUGCAUGUAUCAAUAUGGUGAUGGUCAUGGAUGCCCUGAAAAAGCCAAGACCAUUGAUCGUGUCCAAUCCUUACUCGUUGAUCCAAUUCCAUUAGAUGUAAAUCGUCUUGGUUGAAGUGUAAGGACUCUACUACAUAAAAUCAUUUGUACAAUGAAAUCCUCAACCAUAAAAAAUGUUGACGUCAGCCCCUUUCUCAAGAAAUCAUUAAGUUAAAUUUCAUAUUGAUGUAUAGAUAGAUUAUGGUUUAAAAUUUCUUUAUGUUAUUGUUCAGUAUAAGCCCUUCUCUGGUACUGGGAAAAGCAGCGAACUAAGGUUUUGAACCCCCCCCCCCCCCCCGACCUCAGUUCUCCUGUGCCCUAGCUGAGACUUAUUGCUUAGCAGUGAUAACCUCCGCACUACGGCGCUCCAAUGAACAAGAGUUCUCCGCCUUAGUAUAUUUAGAAGAGUGGUUUCAUCUUAGUGGGCAGAGUUAUGUCGAACAUAUCUAGUAGAAGAAAGGGGGUACAAAAGAGGGAUGCAAACCAAGCUUGGAAGAAUACACGCAAAAUGCUUGGAUUUCAAUUGCUGACCCAACAAUGUUAAUUCACUUUGACUGUGCUUUCUCUGACCAUGUCUCAAUCCAAGUCUUGAAGUUUAUCACAACACCGUCAACAAAUCCUCCGUCUAGUUAAUGACCUCGGAACUUCGCUAAUAAAUAACCAAUCUUCUUACUUCUAGUAGUGUUGAGUUAUAAAAUCAAUUUAAAUAAUCAACCUACUAACUUCUAGUUGUGAGUGUUUGAUUAGGAUGAAUUGGCAAGAGACGUUCUAAAAUCCAAUGUUACAUGCAUGAGACC
Arabidopsis thaliana (thale cress) is the source of this 2660-nucleotide messenger RNA. RefSeq names its product terpene synthase-like sequence-1,8-cineole (gene TPS-CIN). The transcript is spliced from 7 exons. Lineage: Eukaryota; Viridiplantae; Streptophyta; Magnoliopsida; Brassicales; Brassicaceae. The record is from RefSeq and is marked reviewed. Bases 137 to 1939 code for a protein of 600 amino acids. Gene Ontology annotation, cellular component: chloroplast. Gene Ontology annotation, molecular function: magnesium ion binding; lyase activity; terpene synthase activity. Gene Ontology annotation, biological process: terpenoid biosynthetic process; diterpenoid biosynthetic process.